AUGGGAUCAACUAAGAAAAGAUUUAGGGGUGAUGACGGUGGUGGUGAUGGCGGUGGCGAUGGUGGGGGAAGUGAAGGUGGUAAUGGCAGUGGCAGUGGGAGAGAGGUGGUGGAGGCGGUGGUGAUGGGAGUGGCUGCGAUGGCGGUGACGGUGGGAGUGGCUGCGGCGGCAAUGAUGGUGAUGAUGCUGGUGGUGACGAUGGGGGUGAUAGUGGGGGUGAUAGUGGGGUUGGUAUUUUGGUGGUGGUGGUGGAUGGUUGGCGGUGGCAAUGGCAGUGAUGGUGAUGGUGCUAGCGGCGAUGACAAUGAUUGUGGUGGUUUUGGUGACGACAGUGGUGAUAGCCAUGAUAAGAUGGUGGUAGUAUAA
Messenger RNA from Prunus armeniaca (apricot), 366 nucleotides. NCBI's taxonomy places the organism in Eukaryota, Viridiplantae, Streptophyta, Magnoliopsida, Rosales, Rosaceae. The record is from the annotation of a GenBank genome assembly.